Molecule: messenger RNA, 3371 nt
Organism: Pseudophryne corroboree (corroboree frog)
Lineage: Eukaryota; Metazoa; Chordata; Amphibia; Anura; Myobatrachidae
Product: gastrula zinc finger protein XlCGF26.1-like
Exons: 6
Coding region: 56-1912 (618 amino acids)
Biological process (GO): regulation of transcription by RNA polymerase II
Molecular function (GO): DNA-binding transcription factor activity; RNA polymerase II cis-regulatory region sequence-specific DNA binding
Source: RefSeq, a predicted model, not a curated record
GCCUGGGAGAGGACAAAUGUGUCACAUGACAGGGAAGCUCUAGUGGUCACCUGAUAUGUACUACACUACCCAGCAUGCUUUGAUUCCUCAUUUCAUUCCCAGAUAUCACACGGAUUAUAACAAGAUCAUUCAGCUGAUGACUGGAGAGGGCGGGGAGUAUAUAGAGGAACACAGGGGUCUGUACAAGGACGUGAUGAUGGAGAAUCACCGGACCCUCACAUCACUGGAUGGGCCCAGUAACAGAGAUACCCCAGAGAGAUGUCCCCGUCCUCUGUAUUCCCAGGAUUGUACAGAGGAGAAUCACAGGAUCCCACAGGAGGAUCAGGGUGAAGAAAUGACUGAUAUUAAGGUAGAAGAUAUAGAGGGAGAAGAAGAGACGUAUGUAACUGGUAUUAAGGCUGAAGAUAUGGAGGGAGAAGAAGAGACGUAUGUGACUGUUAUAAAGGUAGAAGAUAUAGAGGGAGAAGAGGAGACGUAUGUGACUGAUAUGAAGGCAGAAGACACAAAGGGAGAAGAAGAGACGUAUGUGAGGGGUGAUCAGCAAUGUAAGGAGGAGGAGACCCCUACAGAUAUUAGCACAGAUGGACGCAAUACAAGAAAUACCUCUGAGGAACGUCUUGAUUGUAAAUUAGAAGAUAAGAACAUCACACGAGGUUCUCCAGAAGAAAAUUGCAUUACCCUAAAUAUACAUCCAGUACCUCACAGUGCAGAUAUAUCAUCUGAUCCCUCUGUUCCUGAGGAAUGUUCUCCUGGUAACUCACAUAUUGCUGCACAUAGUACAGACCAUAGCUCUGAUACAGUCAGUUCCUCUUCUGUGCGGGGGAAAUGUUUUACACAUAAACUAUCACGUGACACAAGUCACACAGAUGAGAGGCUAUUUCCAUGUUCUGAGUGUGAAAAAUGUUUUACACAGAAAACAUAUCUUCAUAAAUAUAAAAAAACUCACACAGGUGAGAGUCCAUAUCAAUGUUCUGAGUGUGAGAAAUGUUUUACACGGAAAUCAAGUCUUGUUAAACACAAUAGAAUUCACACAGGUGAGAAACCAUUUCCAUGUUCUGAGUGUGGGAAAUUUUUUAUACAGAAAUCAUAUCUUGUUGAACAUCAAAGAAUUCACACAGGUGAGAAGCCAUAUUCAUGCUCUUUGUGUGGGAAAUGUUUUACACAGAAACCACAUCUUGUUACACAUGAGAGAAGUCACACAGGUGAAAGGCCAUUUUCAUGCUCUGAGUGUGGGAAAUGUUUUAUGCAGAAAUCUCAACUUGUAAGACACUAUAAAUGCCACACAGGUGAUAAACCAUUUUCAUGUUUUGAGUGUGGGAAAUGUUUUAUACAGAAAUCAUAUCUUGUUGAACAUCAAAAAAUUCACACAGGUGAGAAGCCAUUUUCAUGCUCUGAGUGUGGGAAAUGUUUUACACAGAAAGCACAUCUUGUUAUACAUGAGAGAAGUCACACAGGUGAGAAACCAUUUCCAUGUUCUGAAUGUGGGAAAUGUUUUACUCUUAAAUCAGUUCUUGUAUCACAUGAGAGAAGCCACAGAGGUGAGAGGCCGUUUUCAUGUUCUGAGUGUGGGAAACGUUUUAUAAGGAAAUCAUAUCUUGUUACACAUCAGAGAAGUCACACGGGGGAGAAACCAUUUCCAUGUUCUGAGUGUGGGAAAUGUUUUACACGGAAAUCAGCUCUAACUAUACAUCAGAGAAGUCACACAGGUGAGAUGCCAUUUUCAUGCUCUGAAUGUGGGAAAUGUUUUAUAAGGAAAUCAUAUCUUGUUUCACAUCUGAUAAGUCACACGGGGGAGAAACCAUUUCCAUGUUCUGAGUGUGGGAAAUGGUUUGCACGUAAAUCAGCUCUAACUGUACAUCAGAGAAGUCACAUAGAUGAGAACCCGUGUAAGACAUCAGAGAGUCAUAGAUGAAUUUCCUGUAGCUGGUAGACAUGAAACUGUUGAAUUCACUUUUUAUAUAUUAGAAAACUGAUAACAUUUUGUGUAUAGCACCUUUCUCCCAAUAGAAUUGACAGCACGUUACAUAUUAGUGUAAAGUAAGGCAGCCAUCUUGAUUGUGCACAGUUGCUAUUCUAACUAAUCAGUCACAUUGGUCUAUGCCACACUGGAGCUUGCAAUCUAAUUCCAUAUCACACAGGUUCCAUUUUUGUCAGAAAACAAUUGACCAGUCUGUUCUUGAACUUUGUGGGAGGAAACCACAGUAACCAAUUGAAACCCCACACAAGCAGGGAGAGAACAUAUAUAUGCACACAGCUAGGACCCAGCACAGUGAGGGAAGUCUAACCAUUAAGCUACCAUGCAUUGUAAAAGUAUAGUUAUGCUUAUUAUCUGUUUAUCUUAUCAAAUGUAUGAAGUGUUAGUAAAGGGGUACAUGUAUCACUGAGCGAUGGGGGCAAUUCAAAGUACCAGACACAGGGUAUUACUAUGUUAUGAUAUUACUAGCCACAGAUAUGUGACAUGAGACUGGGACAGAACGCUCAUGUGUGAGACUUACUGCAGUUUCCUUAUUCUAUUAUACACUCAUGCCAGAAAUAAUGAGACACCCAUCUGGUAACAUGUUGGAUUACAGCAGCAACACAAUGGGUCAUGGACUCCACUAGCUCUCUGUAGUAUUGUGUAGAUACUGUGCACCAUACCUCCUGAGUAAUGUUCUGCAAUACCCUAAUACUCACUGGUGAUGGAGCCCUGUAUCCUACAUGUGUUCUAUUGCGUACAGAUCAGGAGAAUGAGGAGGACAACUCAGAGAAAUGGUCCUCCAGCCAUAGGUCAUGGACCCCACAAGUUCUCUGAAGUACUGUGUAGAUACUGUACACCAUGCCUCCUGAGUAAUGGUAGUAAUGGUCUGCAAUUCUCUAAUACUCACUGGUGACGGAGCCCUGCAUCCUACAUGUGUUCUAUUGUGUACAGAUCAGGAGAAUGAGGAGGACAACUCAUGAUGGCGAACUCAGGGAAAUGCUCCUCCAGCCAUAAUCUUGUGGCUACUGACCCAUCUAGUGGAGCAUUGUUCUCCUGAAAAGAGACCGCACCUAUCUGAGUGACUGCAUGACAUGAAUGGGUGUAACUGAUACACAUGACAGAUUACAUUGCGUCCGCCGGUCAGUGAUGUCUGCAGAUGUAUGAGGUGUCCUAUAAAUCAAUAGCGGUGUGGAGUUUACAUCUUCUCCCCAUGCAUGUGUAGGGUGCUCUGGUUUCCUCCCACAAUCUAAAAAGAUACUGGAAGGUUAACGGUCUCUCAACAAAAAAUUGUAACCAUAACAUGUAUGUGUUUGUACAUAUAGAUUGUAAGCUCCACUGGGGCAAGGACUAGUGUCAGUGGACAUGUAGUCUCUGUAUAAAUAACUGGUAAUAAAUAAAUUACCCCACACCAUAA